UCUCCUGAUAUGCCCGAUACCCCACCAAUUUCAUGAUCCCUUGUUUUCAUAUAGGGUCAAAAAAUUUUUUGGAUGCCAAAAAAUUCGAUUUAUUUGCUUAUUAUUUUACUUUUUUAUCCAUUUUUAUACUUCCUUUACAUAUUCUUUUUAUUCUUAAGCCAUCCAGCAAUUUGGUCUUUUCAAGCAUUACUUGAAAGCAAUGCACAAUUGAAUGUGCUAGCAGAAUGCCCACAUAAUAAUAAAAAUAAUUUUUGUCUCCCACCUGAAGGAAUGGCAUUAAAAGGGAAAUGCUUACUACUUUUGGGGGAAGGAAAUGAAUAAUUUUGAGGUUUAUUCGAUUGAUGCUUUAACAUUCCACUUGUUUUUACUUGAAAAUUUUUUUAAUUCAACUAUUAAUUGUAUUAUUCUACAAUGUCGUUAAGAACAGUUACUGCUGGUGUUAGCAGUGUUAUUGGAGUUGAAAAAAUCAAAGGUUGGAAAGUUGUGCACAAAUCAUUACCCCGUAUUAUUGAAUAUGGGCGUAGUGAGGGAAUACUACAGGCCACAGCCUCUAUGCCUGGUAUUGUACUUGCAGCACAUGAUGCUGCUCAUCACCAGGCUAGUAAAGACAAUAGAAAUGGGGAUAAAGUGCAUUUACCUACUAACGACCUUACAUUAAUGCAUGAAGCCAUUCCAUUUUUACCUUUACCUGUCGCUUUAACUUGCCUUUUUAUGAAUGUUGUAUUGCCUGGUUCCGGAACUAUUUUUAGCGGUUUUGCAGCUCUUUGUAUGGGGCAACCUCGUGUUAAUAUUAAAGAAGGAAGGAAAUUGGUUACACUUUUUGUUAAUUUUGUUGUUGGGAUAAGCCAAUUUUUUACCAUUACCUUUAUGUUUGUUGGCUGGUUUUGGUCUAUUGCUUGGGGUGGUCUGUUAACUAUACACGCAAUGCAAUAUCGAGAAGCUUUGCAACAAAGGAGGAGUGAAGCUGUUGCUACUGCUGCAAUAGAAGCAUUAACUAAAGAUUCAAUUUUACAUCGUCGUGAUGUCAAAACUCUAGUUAAACAACACAAAGAUAGGGGAAAGGAAGAGAAGGGUAAAGCUGAAGCAGCAGCAAAAGCAGCAAGUAGAUCACAAACAAAAUUAGCAGAGAAUGGCACAUCUACAAAUAAUUCAAAAUUAACUCCAAUUGAUAUUUUUAAUAGUAACAAAAAUAAAAUUGUACCCUCAAAUUGA
Meloidogyne enterolobii is the source of this 1212-nucleotide messenger RNA. NCBI's taxonomy places the organism in Eukaryota, Metazoa, Nematoda, Chromadorea, Rhabditida, Meloidogynidae. The record is from the annotation of a GenBank genome assembly.